This is a messenger RNA of Xenopus laevis (African clawed frog), 492 nucleotides long. It is a transcript of the gene polr2k.L, whose product is annotated as polymerase (RNA) II subunit K L homeolog. The transcript has 3 exons. Gene Ontology annotation, biological process: DNA-templated transcription. The record is from RefSeq and is marked provisional. Lineage: Eukaryota; Metazoa; Chordata; Amphibia; Anura; Pipidae. Gene Ontology annotation, molecular function: DNA binding; zinc ion binding; DNA-directed RNA polymerase activity. The coding region runs from base 155 to 331 and encodes 58 amino acids. Gene Ontology annotation, cellular component: RNA polymerase II, core complex; RNA polymerase III complex; nucleoplasm.
GUCAUGUUGGGUCCACGCUGAGUUGUGUGCAGUUCUGCGCCGAUAUAUUCUAGGCCGAGUAAUCGGUUGUAUUGUAUGAAGUGAAGUUACGGUAGCGAGACAGGGUGUAACAGCAAGAGUAAAAUACAUAAAUUGAUGUUAUUUAGUGAAAACAAUGGAAGGCCAAAAGGACGCACCUCCUCCUAAGCAGCAGCCGAUGAUCUACAUUUGUGGAGAAUGCCACACGGAAAAUGAAAUAAAAGCAAGAGAUCCAAUCCGAUGCAGAGAAUGUGGUUACAGAAUAAUGUACAAGAAAAGAACAAAACGAUUGGUUGUGUUUGAUGCUCGCUGAACUGAAUGAAAUUUGGAUACCUGUGGCUGACACCUGCUUUACAUAUAUCAGAUUUUGUUGAUUCCAGACACUUUCUUUUGGAAAGCAAAGCAGUAUAUAGCAUGUCUCAAUUAUAAAAUGUAAAUAUUACAUGUUUUGUAAUAAAGAUUUUUAGAAUAGUA